CGAACCCACCGACGACGACUCUCGCUCCUCCUCUCCUGCCCCCGAUGUUCCCGAGGCCACACCCCCAUCGCAUCCAGAGGACGAAGACCCGGACCCAUCUCCCCCGACGAGCCCCAAGUCUUCGCUCAUCGCGUCUCCGCCCCUGGACACGCGCGCAUACUCCCCCCACGGAGUCGGCAUCGGUAUUCUCUCGCCUCAGCCCGUCCUCGGCCCCUUCGCGCCUAUUUCUCGCGCCAACCUAUCCCCCUUGCGCGUUAGAUCGUCCCCCGCAGAGCAGCGUUCCAACCCUCUAGACUCCGUCUCUCCCCGCAGCUCGACAGGCCCAUAUGAGCCACCGCAUGCCCCGCGCGCCGGCGGUUCUCGGUCCCCAGAAAUUUCACAGCCCCCUCCACCGGUCCCGCCUUCCCUGCGGUACGUAGAGGACACGUCCAGGAAGGGAUGGGCCGCCGGUGAGCACAUCCAACUCACCAGCUUCACUAGCGCCGGAGAAGGUGGCCAAGUCGGUUUACGUAUCUCCCUCCCGCUUCCGAAUCCGACAGCUUCUACGGCGACGCCCUCGCCUCCGCUGCUCUCGCAGCUCGUCCACGACCCUCUUGCGACGUCUCUCGCGGCUACCCUCGACCCUGGACCUUCGAGAGCGAAUGCAGAGCCCCCGGCUUCGGCCGCGACAGUGGACUUGCCCGCGUCGGAGCCGAAUCCCAAUAUUGACUUCACCGAGUUUGACACAGAGGGCUGCAGCGCCUUGGAGAAAAUCUAUCUCUUCUCGCGCAGUCGAGCUAGCUUCCACAGGGUGUUCAUCGCCCAUGCUCUUCCGCAGUACCUGCUGGGUGCUGAGCCCGCAACUGCCGAAAUGCCCAGCCGAGAGAUAAUUGAGCAGAUCACCCCAGGUGAAGCAGUCGAGUAUGUUCUUCCGCUGCUCAACGGUCUCGCGAUGGACGAAGAUGAAGCCGUUAAAGAAGCGCUAGCGGCCGAACUCGUUCCCAUCAUAUGGUGGUUCAUUACACACUGCAGGCUGGUCGAAGACGACCCCCCGGCUCCCCCCUCGCCUCCGGCUCCGACCCCGCUCUCCUCUGUUGCCCCCUCGGCGGACGAGAGCAUUUCGAUUCUCCCGCAUCUGCUAACCCCGCGUCCCGAGUCGAAUACCGGUGCUCAAGAUGUUCCCGCGAGCUCUGGGGACGGCAGCAUCCUCGUGCACGAGCACGAGCACGAUUACGAUGCGCCGACUGUGGUUCCUGUACAGGCUUUCACGCCCAUCUUGGGCACUUUGCUCCUCAGUCCGAACGGCAUAGUCGGUGGUUCCGCUCGGUACGCCGUCGUGGAACUCCUCCGAAGAUUACGGCGCGCCGACGAGCGUGAACAGCCCAGUGAAGCUGAAAGCGAGACUGCCGAGUCGCUGCAUCCACAGCAGCCGUCCCGUCCCGUGAGCCCAGCGUUGUCUCAGGCAUCCUAUCAGGACAGUGCAGAGUCCUUAGACCUCGGGCUCUUCCAAGAGAACGAGCGACGGCUGUUCGAACGAGAGCUUGUCUACCAAGUAGUCAUUGGCAUGGGACGCCUAGACAUGGAUGACCAUCGGAACGACCAUGAACAAGAAGACUUUCCCGACACGCCAUCCGAGUGGGACGCGUCCACAGCCGUCCCGACACCACAGGCUAUCGCGCUCACCUCCGAGCCCGAGUCCUACUUCCCCCCCGCUCCUGCUCUUGGAAUGUCUUUUGCGGGGUCGUCCGCGCUGCCAGCUCCUUCCCCGCUUGUGUCCACCGUCGACACGACUGCAGUCGGCACCACCACGCUCUCACCUGCGCCUUCGCCAUCACCGCCCGUCUUGUCGACAUCUCCGAUGGAGGAAUCUCCCGGCCACUCAUCAGCGUCCACGCCGUCACUGACGUCAUCUACUUCGUCCUCAUCAGGAGACUAUUCCGACACUGUUGAGCCGAGCGAACCGGAUCGCUUCAGCCUCGGAUUGACGAGCAUGUUGUCUGCAUCGGACGACGGCUCCGGCGGGGACGAACUCGCCUCCACGCCUUCCGGCCCAAAGAUGCCGUUUGCGAUGACGCAAGAAGCGCAUUGGACGACGCCCGGUGCAUUGCCCCGGCCUGCUGCGCUCCCGACCACACCUCCGUUCGAGGUGCCGCCUCCUCCGCCCGUUGCUAGUCCAGUGCCGGUCUCGGCGGAGUCGACAAUGCCGCUCUCUAGUAUACCGACGUUAAUGGUGCAGGCGCCGAGCGCCAGCCCGUUGCGCGAGUCACCCCCGCGACAGCAGAUUUUGAGCUCUGGAUGGCUCAGCCCGGGGUCCGCAGCAAGAGAAUUGGCCGCGUUGGAGGAGCAGCAGCAUAUGGACGAAGGGGCUGAUCUCAGCGAGGAGGCGGCGGUCGGGCGACUGUCUAGCAUGAGUUUGAUGGCGGCAGUGACGGCGAGCGGUUCGAUUGGGGAAGACACGAAGAGGGCGUUCGUAGCCGAGGUCGAACGGGUCGGACGAGAUUCGGUGUAUUGGGUCCGUCGGGAGGCGAGCUUCGCGGUCGGUGCGCUUGCGAAGGUCGUGCCGGUCGAGGUCGUGACGUCGUCAUUGCUUCCGUUAUUCGAGUCUCUCUGCCACGACGCGACGUGGCACGUCCGCCAUUCCGUGUUGUUUGCGCUGCCGGCCAUCCUCUCGCGGUUGACUCCGGAGCGCCGCCGAACACUUGCGUUGGAGGUUAUAGUUCCGCUGUCGCAAGAUGAAGAGGCGACCGUGAGGUCAGCUGUCUUGGAGGCUCUCGGCGAAGUGAUAUACACGUUCGCGGACGACGAGGACGGUCCUCCGGAAGCGUUGCUCAACCUUUUCCUUGGGGUGCGAACAACGGACGAUCCGUCAGGUAGCGUACCACUACCCGACGUCGAAAGAGACGUCACGCCCCGGGAGGUACAAGCGACGCCACUCCGCUCAGCCACCUCGACGUCCGCGACGAGCUCGGCUUGGAGCGACUACGGCACUGACGCAGGUGGCGGCCCUGAUAUUUACGACGAUCCGCAGCGGCCUCUGAUUUGCGCAUUCAAUUAUCCCGCGGUUGCCCUGACGCUUGGCCAGCGCCGGUGGCCGGAGCUGCGCUCGCUGUACCUGUCGCUCGCCAAGGAUCCGUCGUUGAAAAUCCGGAAAACCCUCGCCGCGUCCCUCGGGGAGAUCGCCAAGAUCAUCGGCGAGGAGCACGCAGCGGCCGACCUCAUGAGCGUCUUCUGGUCGAGUCUGCACGCGGCGGAAGGCGAGGUGCGUACGAAGAUCGUCGAAGCGCUUCCCGCGUUCGUACGCGCUCUCGCACACCCGCAGCGUGUGGAAGUCGUGCGGGGCCUCGAGGAGGCGUUCUCCUCGGGUAAGCUGUCCUCGUGGCGGGAACGGGAGAGGGCGGUGAAGGCGCUGGAUGGGGUGGUGGAGGUGGAAGGCGUGGAUAGCGGCGUGCUGCAGACGAUGCUGGUCAAAGCGCUGGAUGACCGUGUUGCGGCCGUCAGAGAGGCCGCCGUGUCUGUGCUGCCUGUCUUCCUGAGGGCGUGGAAGCACUCCCCGACCCUAGUCGAAGCGCUGGUCGCCGACAUUAGAGCAUUCGCCGGCUCAGACUCGUUCCGCCGGCGUAUGACGUAUGUGACGUGCGUGCAGGAGAUGGUGGUGUCCGACCAUGGGGACGUCACCGUCCGGGGGGAGACGUUCUGGGAGACGCUCUCAGCACUCGUUCGGGAUCCGAUUGUCGACGUCCGCAUACGCGUGGCACGGCUGCUGGGUCUGAUUUCCGACAAGCUCGGCGGCGGCGAUAGCGACGUCGCUGCUAAGACUGUCGCGUUUGCGCGAGAUCUGGCACAGGAUAGCUCCCACGAGGUGCAGGCAUUCGCGACUGCCGUUCUCGCCGGCUCUCCGGCCUCCCAGAGUGAGCCAAGUCGGCAGCCUGUGGCGACGGUGUCGCCCCCUGUCGGACGGAGUGCGGCUACAUUCUCUCGCCCGCCGCCACCUAGUCCAAGCUAGAGUCCACGGAGCGUCCAGCGUGGAUAUCCUUCAGGUGGCUUGGAGCAGGCUGCAGCCUCUCUUGGGUAGACCCUUCCUCUGGGACACACGGUCGGCCGCUAUUAUAACUCAGCGGGUGAGACAUCUGGAAACCCGCCGAGCUAUGGAUAUGUCGAAGCAGCGGUCAGACCGGAUCGCGGGCUCAUUGUGCGGUGCACCACUGAGUCGACCUUCCUGCGACGUCAUCGUGUUUUCGCGCGGCAUUUCCAUGUCGCGCCGCGCAAUCUCUGGGGCACACGAGCCUCGUGCGUGCCCGGUCGCCCGGUCAGCAGACCGAACGCCCUUAUAUAGCUAACUUAUCAUGUACGACUGCUCAUAUCACUACUGCUGCAGCCCUAUCGCCGUCGUGGUCCGUACGUAUCUUCCAUUCAAGCUCUGUUGUUAUCUUCAUAUCCGCAUCGACGUCCCCAUUUGCCUCUACAUUCGCGUUUCCGCAUGUUAUACUGUAUCAUU
Dichomitus squalens LYAD-421 SS1 is the source of this 4474-nucleotide messenger RNA. RefSeq names its product ARM repeat-containing protein. The record is from RefSeq and is a predicted model, not a curated record. Lineage: Eukaryota; Fungi; Basidiomycota; Agaricomycetes; Polyporales; Polyporaceae. Gene Ontology annotation, molecular function: protein phosphatase regulator activity. The transcript has 6 exons. Gene Ontology annotation, biological process: protein dephosphorylation. The coding region runs from base 851 to 3982 and encodes 1043 amino acids.